CAUACAUUAUAGUACAACAGUGCAGUUUUCCGGGACUAGUCGUAUUUUCAUGAUAUAGCUUACAUUAGGAUUUUCACCUUGAACUAGGCGGUGAUAAGGGGCGUUUUAUCAAACAACUAAAACAAAUGUCAGCCCAUUAUCGCCAAAUGCAGGUUUAGUGGACAUAAGAGGAGCGAAUUAAGUUUGAAAGCUGCAUCGACGGUUUGAAAAAUGUCUGCCACACGAGUUCUGGUAGCCAUGGAUGGCAGUGAAAAUUCCGCUAUGGCGUUGAAAUAUUACGUGGAGAGCAUUCACAAGCCAGGGAACUAUGUGAUACUGGCUCACUGUGCAGAGUACCUGAACCUUAACUAUGGAAUGGUUUCGUUGUCCCAGGCAGACCCUUCCGUAGUGGAGAGAACAAUAAACGAGGAGGAAAAACGAAUCCACACCCUCAUUGAGCAUUUGAACAAUAUUCUAAAAACUCACAAUAUGACGGGAGAAGUAGUCCGGAUACAGGGAGGUGAUCCGGGUCACCAGAUUGUGGAAAAAACCAAGGAGAUGAACGUGGAUUUCCUAGUAACCGGGUCACGUGGUCUGGGGAAGCUCCGGCGGACGUUGAUGGGGAGUGUCAGUGAUUACCUGGUUCAUCACGCACACAUCCCUGUCAUGGUGUACAAACACACGGACAAGGAGCACGACAAACACCAGUGAACAAACCGUGGGUGUGUCUGUGUAUGUGUGAGUGUGUCUGCGUAUGUGUGAAUCAGUGUGUAAUAAGUGUGUAUUAGUACUGUGUAAAGUGCGUAGUAUUUGACUGCUGUCUUCCAGAGUUACAAGUGGUUGUGAUGUUAAAUUAUCCAAAAUUGAAAACACAUGCUUAUAUCAUUGUUAGAUGCAAGAUAAGCCAAUAAAAAAUGAUAAAAGAC
This is a messenger RNA of Magallana angulata, 905 nucleotides long. RefSeq names its product stress response protein NhaX-like. Lineage: Eukaryota; Metazoa; Mollusca; Bivalvia; Ostreida; Ostreidae. Bases 211 to 690 code for a protein of 159 amino acids. The record is from RefSeq and is a predicted model, not a curated record. The transcript has 4 exons.